Molecule: messenger RNA, 840 nt
Organism: Venustampulla echinocandica
Lineage: Eukaryota; Fungi; Ascomycota; Leotiomycetes; Helotiales; Pleuroascaceae
Exons: 1
Coding region: 1-840 (279 amino acids)
Source: RefSeq, a predicted model, not a curated record
AUGGACCCCAGUGACGAUCCGGGCGAACGAUCGACUUGCACCACCAGCACUUUUGUCGACGACUUUUCCAACUACUGGACUCCGGUUAUGUACUACCGCGCCAGCAACGGGACAUACAAGCGCGUGAGGCAGCUGGGGGCUUUGUUCCACGAGGAGGCGCGCGGCGGCGGUAUAACGAUUUACUACUCCGCCCACCAAAACUUUACCGACACGGUUGCGUUUAAGAAGGGAUUUCGCAUGCGCAACGGCGACCCGAACGUUCGCACCGCCGAGGAAGCCUCCAAGUAUAGGGGCAUUGAUUAUACGUGUAUGUUGGACGAAGGCACCCGGUUCACAAACCGGUCGGCCACGUUCCCAGACCAUCAGUGCCCGGCGGGGAUCCUGACGACGAUCUACUUUCCACCGUGCUGGGACGGCGUCAACCUCGACAGCCCCGAUCAUUACAGCCACGUCGCGUGGCCGGCCGAGGGCGGCGACGUCGGCAUAGGCGCGCUCUGCCCGGCCACGCAUCCCGUCAAGAUCCCCCAGAUCAUAUAUGAGAUCCGGUGGGACACGCGGAGAUACAACGUGGGAGGGAAGGGGGGCCUGUGGCCAGAAGAUGGCAGCCAGCCGUUCGUGUGGAGUUUUGGUGACAAUGUGGGCUAUGGCAACCACGGCGACUACCUCUUUGGCUGGAAGGGGGACUCGCUGGACAAGGCCUUCAAACAGAAAAACUGCGUCGACCAGAUCUGCGGUCUAGAUACACAGGAGAUUCCAGAUGCAAACAAAUGUAUGAUCAAUCCCAUGGUUGAUGAACCUGUGGAAGGGUGGUUGGACAGACUGCCGGGGAUGGAAGUAUGA